AUCAUAGUCCAUCAGUUUGAGGAGGCAUUCUCAUACUGAAGCACCCAUGGCUUAUUCGCUUAUGAUGGAAGUUCCAAGAAUCACGCUCAUUGUUGCUGUUCUUUGGACGUCACCGUUGACAGUUUCAAGUCAAACGUGGACGAUCGGUCCAGGGGUGACAUGUCAACCAACGUGUCAAUCUAUUAUCCCUACUUAUCAGUGCCGUCAGAUCUUAACUCCCAUCACACAGGACGGUGUGUGUCUUCCGGUCGAGGAUUCACGAGGUUGUUGCGCUGGCUGCGUUACAGGUUCGAUUGACGCAUCAUCCAGUGUCACCACUAGACAUGCGUCUGCAAUUGAUACUAUACGCGGAACUAUGGUAUUUGAUACUACCGAACAAGCCCUUAUCGAUCGUAUACUUAGUACCAUAGGGAAUAUCUGGAACGUUGCAAACAUGGACAAUAUACUAAAUCUUGUUCCGGAUAUUUGUGCUUGGGGCCAAGAUUUUGUGACAUUAUUCGGGGAUGUUAAGGCCGACGUAGAACGUGUCUUACGUUCAGUUGAUGAUCGAGGUGGGGUACUUGGACAACA
This is a messenger RNA of Owenia fusiformis, 570 nucleotides long. Lineage: Eukaryota; Metazoa; Annelida; Polychaeta; Sabellida; Oweniidae. The record is from the annotation of a GenBank genome assembly.